Messenger RNA from Prunus armeniaca (apricot), 444 nucleotides. The record is from the annotation of a GenBank genome assembly. Lineage: Eukaryota; Viridiplantae; Streptophyta; Magnoliopsida; Rosales; Rosaceae.
AUGCGUUCACCUAAUGAGGAUCAUAUGGCUGGUGUGAUGCAUAUUCUGAGUUACUUAAAGCCUGUUCCUGAGAGAGGGAAUAUUACAGAUAGACGUUUUGCAUCAGGUUACUUUACCUUUGUUGGUGGUAACCUAGUUCCCUGGUGUAGCAAGAACCAAAAUGCUAUGUCUCAGUCCUCUGCAAAGUUUGAGUACAGAGAGAUUGCCCAAGGGAUCGGAUGCUGCUACAAAGCUCCACUCAAUCCGGUGCAACAUGAUCCAACUAAGUGUGUAGAAGUUGAUUGGCAUUUCAUUAAGGAGAAGUUGGAGCAUAAGUUAAUUUCUAUAGCUUUUGUGCCUUCUUCGAAGCAGCUUGCAAAUAUGUUGACCCAUGUCGUGUCAAAGUGCCGAUUUGAAAGCUCACUUGACAAGUUGGGUAGUACCGAUUUCUAUGCACCAAAUUGA